Nicrophorus vespilloides is the source of this 527-nucleotide messenger RNA. RefSeq names its product protein translation factor SUI1 homolog (gene eIF1). Gene Ontology annotation, cellular component: eukaryotic 43S preinitiation complex. Gene Ontology annotation, molecular function: translation initiation factor activity; RNA binding; ribosomal small subunit binding. NCBI's taxonomy places the organism in Eukaryota, Metazoa, Arthropoda, Insecta, Coleoptera, Silphidae. The record is from RefSeq and is a predicted model, not a curated record. Gene Ontology annotation, biological process: translational initiation.
UUUUUUUUUUAUACGUAUAUAUUUUGAUUAUCGUAUGUCCAUCCAGAAUCUUAACACAUUUGACCCCUUUGCUGACGCAAGUAAGGGUUCAGAAGAUGAUGUACAAGACGGACUAGUUCACAUAAGGAUCCAGCAACGGAAUGGUCGUAAGACUCUGACUACUGUGCAAGGACUUUCAUCCGACUAUGACCUGAAGAAAAUUGUGAGGGCAUGUAAAAAGGAGUUUGCUUGCAAUGGUACUGUGAUUGAGCACCCCGAAUACGGAGAGGUGCUUCAGUUGCAAGGGGACCAGAGGGAGAACAUCUGCCAGUGGCUCACGAAGAGUGGGCUGGCGAAGCCGGACCAGCUGAAGGUCCACGGUUUCUAAUGCUGCUGCCACCAUCACCACCGCAGUCGCCCAUCGCCACCAUCAACACCGCUGCCGCCAACACCAAACACCACUGCUAUUAUUGUCGUCAUAACUAUAAUUACAAUUAUUAACGGAUCCGUUCAGUUGCAGUCGCUACAAAUACACACACACAGACACA